This is a messenger RNA of Phaeodactylum tricornutum CCAP 1055/1, 3661 nucleotides long. RefSeq lists its product with no specific name. The transcript is spliced from 3 exons. Gene Ontology annotation, biological process: exocytosis; exocyst localization. The coding region runs from base 1 to 3597 and encodes 1198 amino acids. The record is from RefSeq and is a predicted model, not a curated record. Gene Ontology annotation, molecular function: SNARE binding. NCBI's taxonomy places the organism in Eukaryota, Bacillariophyta, Bacillariophyceae, Surirellales, Neidiaceae. Gene Ontology annotation, cellular component: exocyst.
AUGCACUCUAUUCACAGCAAUGAAAAAGGUCUUCGUCCCUCGAUAGUAGAAAUUGUCCAAAAGCAGCGACGUUAUCUCUGUCGACUCCGUACGCUAUCGACUGCAUUGCGUCGAGAGGGAGACAACGAAAGUGGGUGGAUUUGUACGCGUGCGCUGGGAACCACUACAAUGUCGAAGCAUUUGCGGCGUUCCCAGACCACGUCGGGCCCCGUGUCGAGCGAUGCGGACGUGGACACCGCCGCCAACGCCAACGUGAAUCCCUUCGACGUUGACGUCGACUUUGCGCAGGUACAGAAACGUCGGGAGCGUGCCAAAGCAGCGAAAGAUGCCACCAGGGAGCCGGAAGAACGACCCAUUCUCGAACAAAUGGAUCACGAUCUCGGGGACGCAACGACUCCCACCAACGUUGAUGUACCUCCCACGGUUGCAUCCACCACGUCCAAGCGGAGGGACCGGACUCGUCCUAAAAUUGUAACCAGGGCCAAAACGACCGGAUCGGAAAUCCCGGAUUCCUCCAAGAAAAAGUCCUUUUUUGGUUUCAAGUCCACCGUGCAAGAGGAAAUCUUGCUGGACCAAGACCGCGACAUGGAACCCAUCAUGGUGGGGACUAAAUGUUUGGCAAUCUGGCCCUACGACGACUACCAUUUGGUGCAAAAAAUGUACUACGAAAAACUGGAACACAGGAUGGAUGACGACGCGCAGCCUCGCACGCCCUCCUCGUCUUUUCUGUCCGCCAACAGCAAAAACGGCCUGUCUUCGCCGACCAUGCCCGAUUCCUCCAUUCCGAUUUUCAGCCGGCCGCCGGAUCCCCCCGAUAUCCCGUCCGCCGUCAAGGCUCUUUCCCUUACGGAGUUUGAACGCGUUGCCGAAGAACGUUCCACCGCCAUUGUUUCGACCUGGCUUUUUGAUGCCGGACUUAUUGACGAACUCCUCGUCAAUGGCGGCAUGACCGGCAGUUCCUGGAAGGACACGGCCAGCGUCGACGGUAGCGUACAAACGUCCGAAGGCAUCGAAGUCGGAGCGAUGGGCUUUCCCAUUGAAGGCAGCACCAAAAUGGAUAAGGAGAUUGCUAAGCUCCGCAACGCUACCAAGCGCCAACUGGCGUUGAUCAACGCUCGUCUGAACGACGGGGUAGCCGCGACCGGCAGUGAAGUACAAGAAUUGGUCAACGCCGUUAUUUGCACUAAAGAUGACGUUGGUCGGCUCCGUGAACUGUCCACGUACGUUUCCAACACCGACAGUGUCGAACACGCGAACCGGUUCAUGCUUGCCAAGUAUCCCAAGCUCAAACAAGCCAUUAAUGCCCGACGGAACUUGGCUCGUUGUUUCCGCGAACUGGACUUUUUUAGCCAAAUCCCAUCCUCGUGCGAGCGCUUACGCGAAGAGCUGCACUCCGGUGAAUGGACAGCGCACGAGUGGUCCUCUUUGCGCAGCGUCUGCCGCGAACACGUCGAACUGGAAAUAUUUUUGGUAGAAGCCGAGGCCGGUAUGAAGAAGCGCCUCGAGGAUGGUGGAGAAGAGAAUGCUAGUACUCGUAGUUCUCGUCACCGUAAGCAACCGGACAAGUUUGGGCGACAGGUGUUUGCACAGUCCGGACUGCAGCAACAUAAAGAUGAAGUCGUCGAUCGAUUUUUGGGCGAACACGUGGAAAAUGUGUGGGAGCUUGGUGACGAAAUUCGAAUACGAAUCAUGAGCGGUAUUGCGGCCUCGUUUGAUUUGGCCAUGAACAACCCCGCGGGAAUGGUGGCACUGGUGGAAGCCAUUGAAGUCUACGAAUCAGCCAGUUCUGAAUACAAGCAAGUCCACGGAGAAGAAGCAGGUAGCAGUCAGACCUUGCGAUUCACCGAUAUGCGUGCUGCUGCUCUCGGAGAGCUGUACAAAGACUUCGAGGCUCGUGGAUUAGAUGUUUUCCGAGAGCUUACAAUGCAGGCAGCCGACCUUGCUGAGGAAAAGGAGGCGUCAAACAAACAAUUCAGUGCGGUCCUGAGAUCAGCGAACGAGUUGACCUCCGAAAUUGGCUUGGUCAAAGAACAGAUGGCGCCGUGUUUUCCUCCAAAUUGGUGCAUUGAAACUCUGUGGACGACAUGUGUGGCUCACGUGUGUUCCAACAACAUCUUGCAACAGAUUGGUGGACCGGAAGGCCACAAGCUACCGGACUUGACCGUGACUCAAUUGCUGGAUUUGGUAGCAUGGGUGGAGACCUUUCGUGAAAUUAUCGAAGAGACCUUUCCCAAUAUGGAAGGAAUUACCUCAUCGCGGACUUAUUUUGACAAGGCGCCCAAAUUAUUGGGAGACGACAGCAAAACAGUCGACAUCGAGCUUGCUCGCGAUAGUUUGGCCUGGGUGAACAAUACUUUGUGGGAAGUACACGACCUGGCCAAGGACGAAUUCCUUUUUCGAACAAAAGAACAGACGGAAGAAUGGCUCAACAACGUUUACGAGGCGCAACACGAAAAGAGCCAGACAGCCGAAGGCUUUCUGGUCACGUCCCUUUGCGAGGACGUUUAUUCGGUGGCUGGCGUGCAGCUCCGAACUAUUCGGGAGCGCCUCACCCGACGAUCCGAAGCGUUGGUUCAAGCGGUCGGUGUCAUCUUCAAGAAUUUGUACGAGAAGCAAAUUGAGUGUCGUGACCGUUUCUGUAUCGAUUUGGAGACUUGCUGUGCGGCUUCGAACGAUUUUAUUCGUAUGAGUGAAAAAUGCGAAGAACUCGUCGAAGAGAUCAAGGAGGAGUGCAACCUGACCAAUGAAGGGACCGCCACGCUAGAAGAACAAACUGCCGCCCUUUUGGGCCUGUACAGUGGGGAUGCAGUGUAUGCUGCCCAAAAGACGCAUUUAUACUGCUUCCAACCCAUUGAAGAGGAAGUUGCCGACGAACUGUUUGGCGAAGAAUGGCUGGACGUUUUGACGAACAACGAACUUGCCUUGACGAUCGUCCGUACCUUGGAUGACUUUAUGGAAGACCUCGAAACCUUUUUGGACGAAGUCAUGGUACAAAGGACUAUUGAAGCACAAAUCUCCGCGUCGGUGAAUUUCUACCUCAAGUGCCUCUUGACCCGUUCCAAGUAUCACGGUGGACGCGGUUCGAUGUUUAGCAAUACCGAAAAGGCGAUUCAUCGUAUGCGUGGCGACGUGACGACAAUGAGGGAUUACUUUGACGGCUUAUCGGAAUCCACUCCCACUCUGAAGCGUGUGAUUGAGCGAGAGUUUGGUCUUUUGGAUACCAUCGUUGAGCUCUUGACAGUUGCUUCUGGCCAGUCCAAGAGCGAAGUAAACGACUUUAUCCUCAUGCUGCAAAAGCGCGUCCGCAACAUGGCUAUCACCAAGUACGUUGUCGGUGACUUGUACCAUCUCGUCAAUCCCAGCAAGGAGAAGGAAAUUUAUGAUUUGGUGGAUAGUAUGGAGUCGGACAUGAAUGCGGUCGCCCCGACCGACGAAAAGGCUAUUGAGGCGGCGAGGGAUCGUAUGAGCGUCCCUGGGCUCCGGGUGGAUCAAACGAUGGCUGAACACUGCGCUUCCUCGCAGCGAAAACGACCACUACAAAAGGGUCCGCUGGAGCGGGCCGAAGCCGCUUUGCGCAUGUGGCGUGGUAAAGACUAGUGGAAACAACCAAACAUGAUCUUUUGGGGAAUAGUCUGCGUUACAGUGAUGGUCACGUUGCUUC